AUGCCAGCCCACAAGAAGCAUGUCGAUAACCAUGGCCAGACUUUACUUGCUAAGGCUUGCGCAAAAGGUGAAUAUGAAGUUGCUAAGAAACGGCUUACCGAACGACCCGAAGAUUUGAAUUUUGCAGAUUAUGCCGGAAACACACCUCUGCAAGUUGCGUCACUGAAUGGCCACGAACAAAUCGUUCAACUUCUUAUUGAUGCGGGAUGCAAUCUCGAUUGCCGAAAUAGUGACAAGGAGACACCGCUUCUUGAUGCCGUGGAGAACGGCCAUCUUGGUGUUGUGAAGAUCUUGCUGAAAGCAGGUGUAAACCCACGAAAGGCGGAUGCCGAGGGACACGAACCGUUAGAAAAGGUCCCUGACGAGCUAGAAAACGCUGAAGAAAUCCGAGCGGCCUUGCGGGAGGCGAAGGAGAGGGUGGGCGAGCUGCGACGAACUUCCGAAGAUCACCCACCUCACGAGAUGCCAGAUACCGUUUCCUCUCAUGGCCCCGAGAGUCCUCGUCGUUCGCCCGCGGCACAAGGCAGCUCGUUAGCGUCCCAACGCCGUGGUGGUGCUGUUCGAUCGACGAAAACCAGCAAUCAUCUCUUGUAUAUGAAUCUUGACGACAAGACUCUCCGACAAGCAGCAGCCCGAGGCGAUAACGAGACGGUGACUCGUGUAUUACAAGUCAAGGAACGCUGUGACGACCCCGAGGCUUUACUCCUUUUAGCCUUAGGCGGCGCAAAUCCCGAUCCGCCACGACCUGUUCCAGGUCUCCCAACGGAACAUGGGACUCCAAUGUUGGCUGCUAUUGGUGGGGAGAACAUUGAAGUGAUUAAACUUUUACUAAAUGCAUCUAACUUUGACCCGACUCGUCGUUAUAAAGGUCAAACAUACUACGAAAUAGCCCGACAGCACCUCUUGAAGAACGCUUACGACGAAUUUAAGAAAUCCCCUAAAUCCUCUUCAAAGACGAAGUCUCCGGACCCAGAUUCAAGACGUGCCAAUCGCGACCCAUCCCGAGAUGUUGAUUCUAAGAAGAAGGCCACGUCUACGAAAGCGUCUGGGAGUCCCAAGGAGAAGACACAUUCAGUUUCUUCUGGCAAUCAUGACGAACAGACCUCUCCCAAACGCGGGCCAGGCCGGCCUAAAAAGGAAGAACGCGUCUCAAGCAUUGCCACGUCAGACCGUGAGUCAAAGCUGGUGGACUCGGACCCUGCUAUUAACUCUUCUGAUACCGAAACUACAAAACCGCGGAGAAAGCUUAUUUCGGGUAAAGAAUUGAAGGGACAUAGAGAAAAACAGCGGCGUGCGAGCUUAGCCUCAAACAACUCUACCGUUGAGCAAAAGCGACCAGAUCGACUCUCUGAAAAAUACCACGAUCGAACGAAAGCGAUAAGACGUGACGAUUCAGCUAAGAGGCCGCGAUCUAACAAAGACGAUACCGACGCUCCUAUUAAGAGAAGGAGAUUGGAUCCUGAGAGUAAAGAGAGACGUCCGUUCCAAAACCCUUCACCCGAAAGUCGUCAGCAAAAGCGAGAUCCAUCACGGGAUCCUGCUAGUCGUGAUCGCAGAGACUUAGAUAAAGCAACAUCCGAAGACGUAGAUGUGGACAUGCAGAGCGAAGUACAGAUCGAUCGUGAACGUAAAGAGGAGGCAAAGAAGAAAGAAACGGAACAAAAACGCCAAGAAUUAGAGAAGAAAAAACAGGAAGCGGAAGCACGGCGACGGGAAGAAGUUGAAAAGAAGCGCCUUCAAGAUGAAGAACGAAGCCGAACAAAGUUAGCAGAGGAGAGGAAAGAGAAGGAAGAACAGGAGAGAAAGCUACGAGAAGAAGAAGAAAGGACACGAAAGGAGGAGGAAGAACGUAAGAGACGAGAGGAAGAGGCAAGAGUUCGCCGCGAAAGGGAAGCUGCCGAGGAAGCACAACGCUUGCGAGAGGAGGAGGAAGAAAAGGAACGUGAGCGCAAACGUGCGGCGGAGCGAGCUGCACGCGAAGCCGAGAUGCAACGGGCUCACCAGGAAGAGAUGGAGAAAGUCCGCCUGUCGAAGUUGCCUCCUCUGUUACGUUGGCUCAAUGUCUGUCCAGACCCCAAGCAAAAGGAUAUAGCCGGGCUUUUCGCCAUAGCACAAGGGGUAAGGUAUGAUACAAUUAAUCCUUCUGCCACUGGUCACGUAAACGGACGUGAGCAGUGGUUGCUCAACACUCAAGUCUCUUUGCUUUUGGGCGAGAAGGAUACCUCUUUGUCAAGAUACACUGCGUGGGAACGUAUUCCAGCAUCGCAUAUAGCGAAGAGAGUUAUCUGGCGUUUGGAGCAAGAUAGAUAUGCUCUAACAGAAGGCAAACUCUUUCACUUGGGAGAACAGCUACCUGACUUCUACGGGGGUGAUCCUUGGACAGUUCGCUACAAGAAGCUCGAGCAGAUUCGCGGCGAGGCAUGGAAGUGUUUCUCAGAGACGGAGAUGUUUUUUGUCAAACAAUCCGACUUCCUCUCCAUCGUUCCUACUAUACCUCAUCUUCGGAACGUCAAGCUGUCAAUCUGGUAUUGCGAACUACCAGAGCAUGAAUCCGCCCUCUCAACUUGGAAUUCACCGGGCAAAUGGAAGCAAGAUCCUGACGCCGAAAGCCGUGGAGGCUUCGCACCGCAGUCCAAGUAUUAUAUCAACGGGGAAUUCGUGGGCGAAAGGAAACCGCAGACAUACAGGCCAAGCAAAACCCCAUUUCCAGAAAGCCGGGUCCCUAGAAGGGAAGGGCUUGUUGCGGUCACGCCAAAUGAGCCUGACUAUGUGCGUAUCUGCAUUGAACAGGGUCUAGCACACCUCCUUACAGACCAACAAAAACAAGCUGCACUCAAUGGGGCACAUUUAACGCCUCGAAGCAUGGUAUCGAACGAGGCUGUAGACUACGUUGGUGAGAACUUGUCACCUUCGACCGAAUCGCCAAGAUGGCGAGCAUCGGAUAAGAAUCUCAGCUCAGGAUUCAUUCUAUUGGGCAGAUCGGACUCGAUUGAGCGAAAUCGCAUGCCGUGUUUGCGAGGAAGAUGA
Messenger RNA from Daldinia caldariorum, 3027 nucleotides. RefSeq lists its product as uncharacterized. The transcript has 17 exons. Gene Ontology annotation, molecular function: protein binding. The coding region runs from base 1 to 3027 and encodes 1008 amino acids. Gene Ontology annotation, cellular component: nucleoplasm. Lineage: Eukaryota; Fungi; Ascomycota; Sordariomycetes; Xylariales; Hypoxylaceae. The record is from RefSeq and is a predicted model, not a curated record.